AGAUCAAAACCUAUGAUAUAUAAUGUCGUAGGAGCGCAUAUUUGAAGGGUGCGUCAAGCUAUUUAAGGGCAUCACGAAUCUAAGAGAAGACAUCCCAUUCUAAGUUUCAAAUUGCCAACAACAUAGAUUGAGUAAACAACAAAAAAAAUAAGACGAUAUUCCGACUCGAGUGAAGAUGGCGAUUCUCCGAGCUUUCUUGACAGGCUUGUGCAUCAUUGCUUUUCAUCAAAGUUUAGUUGAUGCAAAGUUUUCGAAGAGCAUGUACAUCAGCUGGGGUCAGCAACAUGCUGCAAUUCAAGGAAAUGGCGAAGAUGUCCAGCUCGUGCUCGAUCAAACUUCUGGAUCUGCUGUUCAGUCAAAGAGAGGUUUCCUAUUCGGAAGCAUUGAGAUGCUGAUUAAGUUGGUACCUAAAAAUUCCGCAGGGACAGUAACAGCUUUCUAUCUAUCAUCAACAGGAAGCACACAUGAUGAGAUAGAUUUUGAAUUCUUAGGGAACGUUUCUGGACAGCCUUACAUUAUACACACUAACAUAUAUACACAAGGAAAGGGAAGCAAAGAGCAGCAGUUUUACCCCUGGUUUGACCCAACAGCUGAUUUCCAUAACUACACCAUACAUUGGAACCCAACUUCAGUUGUGUGGUACAUCGAUGGACUGCCAAUUCGUGUGUUCAGAAACUACGAAAACGAAGGGAUUGCUUACCCGAGCAAGCAAGGAAUGAGGGUUCACUCCAGCUUAUGGAAUGCAGAUAAUUGGGCAACCAGAGGCGGACUAGUAAAAAUCGACUGGACCAGCGCUCCAUUCAUAGCUAGAUUGCGCAACUUCAGGGCCAGGGCUUGCAAGUGGGAUGGACCAAGCAGCAUCACUCAAUGCGCCGCCGCUACCCCUGCAAACUGGUGGACAUCCCCCAUACACAAACAGCUGAGCAGUGCUAAGUUAGGCCAGCUGAAAUGGGUCAGAGACAACCACAUGAUCUAUGACUACUGCAAAGACACUAAACGAUUCAACGGAAACAUGCCUACUGAAUGUUCCAAACAGCAGUUCUAAUCCCAAGCUAAGCUAAGCUACCAAGCCAUCUCAAACAAAACUGCUCAGUUUCCUCAACUGCCGGUUUACAACUCUAAAAUAAAUGUACUUUGUGGUUUCAUCUGUUUCUUAUGU
Molecule: messenger RNA, 1159 nt
Organism: Argentina anserina (silverweed cinquefoil)
Lineage: Eukaryota; Viridiplantae; Streptophyta; Magnoliopsida; Rosales; Rosaceae
Product: probable xyloglucan endotransglucosylase/hydrolase protein 26
Exons: 4
Coding region: 176-1045 (289 amino acids)
Biological process (GO): cell wall biogenesis; xyloglucan metabolic process
Cellular component (GO): cell wall; apoplast
Molecular function (GO): xyloglucan:xyloglucosyl transferase activity; hydrolase activity, hydrolyzing O-glycosyl compounds
Source: RefSeq, a predicted model, not a curated record